Molecule: messenger RNA, 1440 nt
Organism: Pogona vitticeps (central bearded dragon)
Lineage: Eukaryota; Metazoa; Chordata; Lepidosauria; Squamata; Agamidae
Gene: GOSR1
Product: golgi SNAP receptor complex member 1
Biological process (GO): vesicle fusion; endoplasmic reticulum to Golgi vesicle-mediated transport; inter-Golgi cisterna vesicle-mediated transport
Cellular component (GO): SNARE complex; Golgi membrane; Golgi medial cisterna
Molecular function (GO): SNAP receptor activity
Source: RefSeq, a predicted model, not a curated record
GCCCGCGCCCUCUCGGUGGCCCUGCGCGAGGGCCGCUGCCGGCAUUAGGCCGAGGGAGGGCUGACGUUGGACAACAAAGAUGGCGGCGGGAGCGGCGGUGGGAGGAGGCGGCGGCGGCGGCGGGGGGGGCAGCGGCAGCAGCAGCAGCAAUUACUGGGAGGAUCUGAGGAAGCAGGCCCGGCAGCUCGAGAACGAACUGGACCUCAAACUGGUCUCCUUCAGCAAACUGUGCACCAGCUACAGCCACACCAACUGCCGGGAGGGAAGGCGCGAUAGGUAUAGCUCAGACACAACUCCUCUCCUGAAUGGAUCUAGCCAAGACCGAAUGUUCGAAACCAUGGCGGUGGAAAUCGAGCAGCUCCUAGGGAAGCUCACGGGGAUCAACGACAAAAUGGCAGAGUACACCAACAGCGCGGGAGUUCCAUCCCUCAACGCGGCGCUGAUGCACACAUUGCAGCGGCACAGGGACAUCUUGCAGGACUACACACACGAAUUUCACAAAACCAAAUCUAACUUCAUAGCUGUGCGGGAAAGAGAGAACCUCAUGGGGUCGGUCCGGAAAGAUAUUGAGUCAUACAAAAGCGGAUGCGGCGUGAACAACAGGCGGACAGAACUCUUCCUCAAGGAACAUGAGCACCUCCGGAAUUCCGACCGGCUGAUAGAGGAGACCAUAAGCAUCGCCAUGGCAACGAAAGAGAACAUGACUUCUCAGAGGGGGAUGAUGAAGUCAAUACAGAGCAAGAUGAACACCUUGGCCAAUCGCUUUCCUGCUGUCAACAGCCUGAUCCAGAGGAUCAACCUACGCAAGCGUCGGGACACCCUGAUCCUCGGUGGGGUGAUCGGCAUCUGCACCAUCCUCUUGCUGCUCUAUGCUUUCCAUUGACGGAUGCUUUGGGCAAAGAGACUUUCGGAGUGCCGGAUUCCGCCGCCUGACGUAGGAAGAGGCAGGGGCCGCCAGAGCCUUUUCCGACGGGCCCGCUCCGGUGAAUGUGAAAGCAAAAAGGUCACGCGCAGCCAGGGGGUGUGGUCCUUCUCCCUUUUUUCUCUCUCCCCACAUCUGGCCGCAGGUCCUGAAUGGGGUGCUCUCCCCCGCUCUUUCUUCCACGUCCCUCCCUCCUUUGGAUUACAGUUUGGCUUAGAUUUACCUGGCCCCUUUCCUUUCAUGAAAAUCUCUCACUUGGCAAAAACUCUGAACCUAUUUGGAACCACCUACAAAGCCACAGUGGCAAACGUGGGAAGCCUCCAGGUUUAAACUGCGCUUCCCAGCGUCAUCUGCUAGGCUAGCACAGAGUUUAUGGGGGUUGCGGUCCCAAAUGCUAGCCUAUCCCCAAUUCAGUGAUAAAUAUCAUCCGAACCAAAACCAUCGCUAUACAUUUUCACAAACGAAUCUCCCUUUCCUGCAUCCAGAUAUUAAACUAAGCCCUUUUGGUUUUGUUUUCA